This is a messenger RNA of Prunus avium (sweet cherry), 948 nucleotides long. Its product is annotated as amino-terminal glutamine amidohydrolase. The record is from RefSeq and is a predicted model, not a curated record. Lineage: Eukaryota; Viridiplantae; Streptophyta; Magnoliopsida; Rosales; Rosaceae. Gene Ontology annotation, molecular function: protein-N-terminal glutamine amidohydrolase activity; protein-N-terminal asparagine amidohydrolase activity. Gene Ontology annotation, cellular component: cytosol; nucleus.
GUUGGGUGGGUGGUAGUUAAAAAAUCUGAUCAAAUUUGGAAGAGAGAGGUCAGCUGACAGAGAGAGAGAGAGCGGCAGAGAGAGAGAGAGAGAUGACGACGUCAGAGUUGGAAGUAAGCGGCAGCUCGUGGGACGUCUCUCAAUUUCAACACACCCCUUAUUACUGUGAGGAGAAUGUGUACUUGCUUUGCAAGGAACUGGGCACAAAGGGCAUAGCAGAUGCCCAAAGUUCUGAUCUUUAUGUUGUUUUCAUUUCCAAUGAGAAAAAACAGAUCCCAUUGUGGCAUCAGAAGGCCAGCAGCCGAGCAGAUGGGGUUGUUCUCUGGGAUUAUCAUGUCAUUUGCAUACAGAGAAAAGGCAGAGGUGACUCACCCUCCCCACACUUGGUGUGGGAUUUAGAUUCAAGUCUUCCAUUUCCUUGCCCCUUAGCACGCUAUGUCUCCGAAACUAUCCGCCCCGACUUUCAGACCUUUUCUGAAUUCCAAAGGUAUUUCCGGAUUGUGCAUGCCCCCGUGUUUCUCCGUUGCUUUGCAUCUGAUAGGAGACACAUGAAAGAUUCUGUUGGCAAUUGGCUACAUCAACCUCCCCUCUACCAGCCCAUUGUUGCGGAGGAUGGAACUGUUCACAACCUGAAUGACUACUUCGACAUCCGUGCUACAGAUGCAGUGACAGGUACAGGAGCUGAUAUGACCAAUGAAGUUUUUACCAAAAAGCUUGGUGUGGUCAUAACAGAAAGCCAACUGGAGGAGUUCUUUUCGCAGAUUCCUUGAUGUAUGGAAAUUCUAUUUUCAGCUGGACUCACACAUAAAGCAUUGUUAUUUCCUGUAUCCUGACCGAGUUUUUCUUGGUGUAUCACAUUUGGGAUUAGUUCAUUCCGGCUGCGUUUUUCAUUCUCCUUGGUAGUUCAGAGAAGUGCAAUUCUCCUUUUUUUGUAUGGAUUGUAUGGAG